Messenger RNA from Halichondria panicea, 1335 nucleotides. Its product is annotated as neuralized-like protein 4. The record is from RefSeq and is a predicted model, not a curated record. Bases 143 to 1075 code for a protein of 310 amino acids. NCBI's taxonomy places the organism in Eukaryota, Metazoa, Porifera, Demospongiae, Suberitida, Halichondriidae. The transcript has 5 exons.
GUACGUACAAGAGAACAUUAACAGCCAACAAAGAGGUUUUGUGAGUUUCAACACAAGCUGUAAGAAUCCACAGCUGCAUGCUUAGAACACUUGCUACAUCAAUAGUUCAAAAACCACAGAAUCAGUCAACAAUACCACAAGAAUGGCAGAGAGUAUAUCUUCAGGAAGUGCAUCUUCAGGAAGUGCAAGUUCGGAACUGGUAGCACAAGACUUUGAGAUGACCUUUGACUCAGAGAACCGCGGCAGAAACAUCAAAGUUGAGAAUGAUGGACUUGCAGCAAGCAAAAUCAAAAAGGGUGCAAAAGAGGCGUUGGUUGUAACCAAUCGUCCGAUAGUGAGCAACGAGCUGUUUGAGAUCUCCGUGGGCGGUGGAUCCGGCUUCAAAGGAGUUAAGGGAGAAAUGAAGGCCAGACUCAAAGGAAAGGAGUCUGUCAGAAUAGGAGUCACUGUUCACUGCCCAUCAGACGUGUGCUCGUUCAGCACUCAGCACUCCCUGAAGAGAAUGACUAGUGGAACAUGGAUGAUGAUGUCAGAGUCCAUUAUCGAGAAUGGGGAGACCAUCAAAUCUUUGAAAUACAACCUCAAUGAGCUCUCUGUCAAUGACAGAGUGGGGAUAAUCAGAGUACCAGAGUUCAAUGGUUCACUGAUCAUCUACAUCAACGGAGCACCCAUCGGGAUCAUAGCCACCAGCGUGCCUGACCGAGUGUACGGGUUUGUGGAGCUACAGGGCGAAUGUGAGAGAGUCUCCCUCACUAGGAACAGACUAGUCAAACACGAAGCACUACCAAUAGAGAUUCGCUCAAUGCGAGACAGAGCCAAUGAAAUCCACAAGCUCCAACACCAGAUGGGUGAGAGGGAUCAACAGAUACUAGUAUUGAACACUCAAAUGGAGCUGCUCAGAACACAGUUAAUGGCCAGCAGGAAUAGAGCCGGGACUAACGGAACGCUGAAGACUCAUCACCAAGACGACGGGAGGGAGAGCAGGGAAACACAGACUAUGCAAAUGUUGGAAAUACAAUCAAACGGCUCUACCACAGAAAGAAGGCGGCGAAAGAGAGCCUGUAUCAUCUGCUAAACUGUUAAUGAUAGUUGUGUGUGUGUGUUUGCUUGUGUGUCCAUUAUUAUCAAAGCUGGAAAAAUUUUGUUCAACUGCAUAUAAUUAUACUAUAAGCUCAGCAAUAAUUAUUUUUCAAAAAUGUGUCAAAAUUUAUCUUGUCCAUUUGUUUUUACCUCAUGAGCACUGUAGCUACUUCCUCCACACUCACCAACCCCCAAUACAAUUUUUUGGCUAUAAUAAUUAUGAAUCUUAACGAAAGAUAUUCAACUACUGUACAA